Hibiscus syriacus is the source of this 1727-nucleotide messenger RNA. RefSeq names its product cytochrome P450 71D10-like. Bases 41 to 1555 code for a protein of 504 amino acids. Gene Ontology annotation, molecular function: monooxygenase activity; oxidoreductase activity, acting on paired donors, with incorporation or reduction of molecular oxygen; heme binding. The record is from RefSeq and is a predicted model, not a curated record. The transcript has 2 exons. NCBI's taxonomy places the organism in Eukaryota, Viridiplantae, Streptophyta, Magnoliopsida, Malvales, Malvaceae.
ACCUUUCUUCAAUCAUCUGAUCCGAUCUUCUUUUCUGGCCAUGGAGCUUCAGCUUCCUUCUUUUCAAAUCCUCUUCACCAUCCUCCUCGUCUCCAUCUUCAUAUUCAGAAGUUUAAAGAAAUCAAAACCCAAGAAUUCAAUCCCAGGGCCAAGGAGAUUGCCGGUGAUCGGGAAUUUGCACCAAAUCGCCAGCCCUUCACCCCACAAGACCCUCAGAGACUUGGCCCUCAAACAUGGACCACUCAUGCAUCUCCAGCUCGGUGAAAUCUCCACGGUCGUUGUUUCUUCACCGGAAGUAGCGAGAGAAGUAAUGAAAACCCACGACAUCAACUUCUCAUACAGGCCGGCCCUUGACGUCCCCAAAAUCUACACGUACGAUUUCACCAACAUCGCCUUCGCCCCCUACGGCCCCUACUGGAGACACCUCCGUAAAGUCUGCACCACCGAGCUGUUGAGCGCCUCCAGGGUCCAAUCGUUCCGAUCGAUAAGGGAAGAAGAGGUUCUGAAUCUCGUGAAGACGAUACACGAAGGUGGCGGGAAGCUGGUGAAUAUCAGCUCCAAGAUCUUCUCCUUGACAUAUGGGGUGGUUGCCAGAGCAGCGUUCGGGGGGAAAUGUAAGGAUCAAGAGACUUACAUCGACAGUAUUACGGAACUCACUAAGUUGCUUGCUGGGUUUUGUGUGUCUGAUUUCUUUCCCUCCAUUAAAGUUCUUAAACAUUUAAAUGGCGUGGAGAAGAAAGUCCUGAAGAUGCAUAAGGAGAACGAUAAGAUUAUCGAGAACAUCAUUAGGGAACACAGGGAGAGAAGGGCUAGAGUCAAAAAUGGCGAUGAACAAGCUGAACAAGAAGAUCUUGUCGAUGUGCUUUUGAGAAUUCAAGAGGAGAAUGAGUUCCCCUUGGGAGACAAGAACAUAAAAUCAGUCAUCGUGGACGUUUUUGGUGCGGGAAGUGAAACAUCAUCAACAACCGUAGAGUGGGCACUCUCCGAAAUGAUUAAACACCCAAGGGUUAUGAAAGAAGCUCAAGCUGAAGUAAGGCGAGUCUUCGGAUCAAAAGGAAACGUAGACGAAUCAGGCCUUCAUGAACUCAAAUACUUGAAAGCCGUCAUUAGAGAAACCUUCCGAAUCCGGCCGUCGGUGCCAUUGUUACUCCCCAGAGAAUGCAACCAAGCUUGUGAAAUCAACGGCUACGAAGUACCCGCCAAAACCAGAGUCCUCGUCAAUGCAUGGGCACUAGGAAGAGACCCUAAUUACUGGAACGACCCAGACACGUUUUACCCCGAAAGAUUCCUCAACGGUUCAGUCGAUUACAUGGGAACCAAUUAUGAGUUCGUCCCGUUUGGUGCGGGAAGAAGAAUGUGUCCAGGGAUCACGUUCGCGACACCCAAUCUGGAGCUGCCACUGGCGCAGUUGUUAUUCCAUUUUGACUGGAAGCUGCCCAAUGGAAUGAAAGGGGAGGAUCUGGAUAUGGAUGAAGUUUUUGGCAUGACUGUCAAGAGGAAAAAUGACCUUGUUCUUAUUCCUACUCCGUAUCAUGCUUCUAAAAUUGUUCAUUAGAAUCGGGAUGGAGGAAAUGUGUUUGGGUUUCUUUCCCACUGAACGUCGUAGACGCCGCAGUGGAAAACUGUAAGUUAAUGAUCCUAUUGUAGCCGCCAAAACAUGAUGAGUUGUUCCUGUCAUGUAUUUGGUAAAACAAAAUAAGCUAGUGCCGCCUCUGUCUUUUUCUUGA